UGCCAGUUUGAGUCGGGACACAGUGAGGAGAGGUUGGAGCUAGUGCGAAAGAAGUGUACCGGCAUUUUCUGUUGACAGUGAAAGCACAUUUGAUGCCAGAUGGGAGGCUGUUGCUCUAGAACGAAGACGCUGGAAACGGCAGUCCAAAGACCGCCCGUAGCCAUGCAGAUCCAGGGCAGCGUCGUCCUCAUCACAGGGGCAGCUCGGGGCUUGGGUCGAUGCUUCGCAGAGACACUCCUGGCUCGCGGCGCCAAGGUGUGUCUGACGGACAUCGAUGCCGACGCAGGCGCAGAGGCCGUCGCGGAACUUCAGGCGCAACAUGGCAGCGACAAUGCAAUGUUCUUCAAGUGUGAUGUCACUAAGGAUGAGGACUUCAAUGGGGCGUGGGACGCAGCCGUCGAGAAGUUCGGGCCCGUCACGCUGCUCGUCAACAACGCCGGCCUCGGAAACGAACAGAACUGGCAGCUCACGCUCAACGUCAAUAUUGGCGGCUGCACGCGUGGCACCCUGCUGGCCUUGGAGCGCAUGGGCGUGAGCAAGGGCGGCGCCGGGGGAUCGGUAGUCAAUGUCUCCAGCAUCACAGGGCUCAAGCCGGCGCCCUUCGGACCCAUCUACUGCGCCACCAAACACGCCAUCGUCGGCCUCACCAGGAGCCUCGGGCACGCCUUCCACCACAGCAUGAGCAAGGUGACGGUGCAGGCGCUGUGCCCGAGCCUCGUGAAGACCGACCUCCUCGCCAACUCCUCCAAGACCGCCUUCUCGCCCGAGGUGGCGGCGGCGAUGCUCAAGCUCGGGGGAUCCAUCAAGAUCAUGACGCCCGAAUACGUUUCAGCAGCUCUAGUGAAGUUAAUAGAGGAGGGACCGAACGGAGGUUGCAUGGCGGUCGAAGCGGACAAAGAGCCCUACCUCGUGGAGCCGCCGAUUCCCCUUUAAGCAAGAUCUUUACUCCUUCAAGAGCACGUUCUCCUUUGCCGGAAUGGAGUCGGUGUGUCACGGCCAAUGUUCCUUUUUAAGUCUUCUUUUUUUGGGGUAUUUAUUGGUCUUUUCUUGUCACUGUGGAGAUUUUUUAUAAAGAUCUGCAUCUAAUAUUCCGUGUGGUGUGAGUAGGCUGCUAAUAUUUUACCGUUUUUUUCGAAAUGUUAAGUAUAGUCAUUACAUUUACCUCUGAUAUGUGGAAUUUCUGCAUGUUUAUACUAUGUAGUAGUUCUCGCAGCUCAUGCUUUCUCAUAAUAUAUAUAUAUACAUAUAUAUACAUAUAUAUACAUAUACAUAUACAUAUACAUAUACAUAUAGAUAAACAUACACACACACACACACAAUAUAUAUAUAUAUAAAUAUAUAUAUACAUAUAUACAUAUACAUAUAUACAUAUACAUAUACAUAUACACAGAUACAGACACACACACAUACAUAUAUCAAUAUAUACAUAUACAGAUUUAUUAAAACUUGAUUAUUAUGACAGCUCUUUUUAUAUGGUCUUUUAUUAUGUGAAUCAUACUGAAUGCUGUAUUAUCCUGAUAAUUUCCUAAUAUAAGUUUGGUAAUGAUGUAAGUUAGCAAAUAUACGUCAGAAGUAUUUGGAUAUUAUCCCAAUGUGCCAAGGAAAGCUAUAUUUUAAGAUGGUUAAACCUUACAGUGAGUGUUGACAGUACAAAAUGUUGACAUUCAGCUUAAGAGAACCGACCCGUAAUAGUUAACAUGUGUCUAAGUCUACCUGAGCGAGUGUAUAUGAAUCUAUGUGCGUUUGGUCAAACGACCGUCAACAUUUAUCAUCAUAUUCUGUUCAUCUGUGUUGUAUGUUGAAGGCUGAUUUGCAAUUCAAUAAAUCAAUGAAUUUCUUA
This is a messenger RNA of Penaeus chinensis, 1840 nucleotides long. Its product is annotated as 15-hydroxyprostaglandin dehydrogenase [NAD(+)]-like. Gene Ontology annotation, cellular component: cytoplasm. The transcript is spliced from 8 exons. Gene Ontology annotation, molecular function: oxidoreductase activity, acting on the CH-OH group of donors, NAD or NADP as acceptor. The record is from RefSeq and is a predicted model, not a curated record. Bases 100 to 933 code for a protein of 277 amino acids. NCBI's taxonomy places the organism in Eukaryota, Metazoa, Arthropoda, Malacostraca, Decapoda, Penaeidae.